This is a messenger RNA of Rattus rattus (black rat), 5427 nucleotides long. It is a transcript of the gene Phactr1, whose product is annotated as phosphatase and actin regulator 1. Gene Ontology annotation, biological process: cell motility; stress fiber assembly. The transcript has 14 exons. Gene Ontology annotation, molecular function: actin binding. The coding region runs from base 339 to 2081 and encodes 580 amino acids. The record is from RefSeq and is a predicted model, not a curated record. NCBI's taxonomy places the organism in Eukaryota, Metazoa, Chordata, Mammalia, Rodentia, Muridae.
UAGUGCAUGCUGUGGGAAACCUGGCAAGGCUGUGGUGUUUGCCGCUGCUGCACGAACCAUAAUUCUGUAUCAAAAGCAGCCUAUACCGGGCUCAGGCAGAUAAGCCAGUCGCACUGUAUAGAUUGUGCUGAAGGGAAUGGCUGAGGUCUAAGGAAUUCAAGGCAUUUGUACAGCGAACAAGCCAGCCUAUAUUGCAAAGUGUCUCUGAGAGGAGGUUCGGGUUCCCAGGGGGUGCUCUGUACUAAAGGGGACACCAGACACCCCUGGAUCAAUUGAAGAGCAAGUUACAGAGAUCUAAGUGAUUACCUUCUCUCAAAAUCCUGUUCUGAACAUUGAAGAUGGAUUAUCCCAAAAUGGAUUAUUUUCUGGAUGUCGAGUCGGCUCACAGACUCCUGGAUGUGGAGUCAGCACAGAGAUUCUUCUACAGCCAAGGAGCUCAAGCUCGCCGGGCGACCCUGCUCCUGCCUCCCACAUUAAUGGCGGCUUCUUCGGAGGAUGACAUAGACCGGCGGCCCAUCAGAAGAGUCCGCUCCAAGAGCGACACGCCAUAUCUCGCAGAGGCCAGGAUCUCCUUUAACCUGGGGGCAGCUGAGGAAGUGGAAAGGCUGGCGGCCAUGCGCUCUGACUCGUUGGUCCCAGGUACGCACACCCCGCCCAUCCGGAGGAGGAGUAAGUUUGCCAACCUGGGAAGGAUUUUCAAGCCUUGGAAAUGGAGGAAGAAGAAAAGCGAAAAGUUCAAGCACACGUCAGCAGCUCUGGAAAGGAAGAUAUCGAUGAGGCAGAGCAGAGAGGAGCUGAUCAAGCGAGGGGUCUUGAAGGAGAUCUACGAUAAAGAUGGAGAGCUCUCUAUAUCAAAUGAAGAUGACUCCCUCACAAACGGCCAGUCCCUGAGCUCCAGCCAGCUCUCUUUGCCUGCUCUGUCGGAAAUGGAGCCUGUCCCAAUGCCCAGGGACCCCUGCUCAUAUGAGGUGCUCCAAGCUUCAGACAUUAUGGAUGGACCAGAUCCUGGCGCCCCCGUGAAAUUGCCUUGUCUGCCAGUGAAACUGUCGCCUCCGCUACCUCCAAAGAAAGUCCUGAUCUGCAUGCCUGUAGGGGGCCCAGAGCUCUCCCUGGCAUCCUACGCAGCCCAGAAGAGCAGCCAGCAGGCUGUGGCCCAGCACCACCACACCGUCCUGCCAUCCCAGAUGCAGCACCAGCUGCAGUAUGGCAGCCACGGCCAGCAUCUCCCGUCCUCCACCGGCACCUUACCCAUGCACCCCUCGGGCUGCAGGAUGAUCGAUGAGCUGAACAAGACACUUGCUAUGACCAUGCAGAGGCUGGAAAGCUCCGAGCAACGCGUCCCCUGCUCUACUUCUUACCACAGCUCUGGUUUGCACUCAAGUGACGGCGUCACAAAAGCAGGACCCUUGGGCCUUCCGGAAAUAAGACAAGUGCCAACUGUUGUGAUUGAAUGUGACGACAAUAAGGAAAAUGUGCCUCAUGAACCCGACUAUGAAGACUCGUCCUGCCUGUAUGCACGGGAAGAGGAGGAAGAGGAGGAGGACGAAGAUGACGACGCCUCCUUGUACACCAGCUCACUGGCCAUGAAGGUCUGCAGGAAGGACUCCUUAGCCAUCAAACUGAGCAACAGGCCCUCCAAGCGAGAGCUAGAGGAAAAGAAUAUCCUUCCCAGGCAGACGGACGAGGAACGGCUGGAACUCAGACAACAGAUCGGCACCAAGCUCACCAGGCGGCUAAGCCAAAGACCCACUGCAGAGGAACUGGAGCAGAGGAACAUUCUGAAACCUCGGAAUGAACAAGAGGAGCAGGAGGAGAAGCGGGAAAUAAAGAGGAGGCUGACUCGCAAGCUCAGCCAAAGACCCACGGUGGAAGAACUCCGGGAGAGGAAGAUCCUUAUUCGUUUCAGUGACUAUGUGGAGGUGGCAGACGCCCAAGACUAUGACCGAAGGGCAGACAAGCCAUGGACCCGCCUCACCGCUGCAGACAAAGCCGCCAUUCGGAAGGAACUCAAUGAGUUUAAAAGUACCGAAAUGGAAGUCCACGAGUUAAGUAGACACCUAACCAGGUUUCAUCGACCUUAACAGUGGGAUUACUCUUGAGUGCUCUGCUGUCUUCAAAACAUAAAUUUCUAAGAACCAUAAGUGCUGACGUCUGUCCACUUCCCCGUCACCAUGUAAAUCCGAACUGCCUUUUUUAAAAAAAAAAAAAAAGAAAAAAGAAAGAAGGAAAGAAAAAAAGAGAGAAAAGAAAGAAGAAGAAGAAGAAGAAGGAACGAAAGGAAAUACAACCAGGAUUCUGUGUGCAGGAACACCAUGGUGAGCGCUCCUCAGAGUUGCUGGCACCACUUCUGCUACAGAGAGGUGUCCCAGCCCCCGUCAGGACAACCUGAGGAUUAUCCAGAAACUGCUUCAUCCCCUCUGUCCAGACUCAGCAAGCACCACAUUGGUUCAGUCUUCGGUGAACCGCUUCCUCACAAGGGACUGUUGGCCAGAGUCCAAAGAAGCCAAGGGCUUGGCGUGGGAAUGGCUAGGCGAAAGUCACAAUCCAGCUGCCCUUCUAGAUUCCACCAGAUAUGUGGGCUCCAGAUGGGGCGUCAACUUUGGGGGCCCCUUGAGAGGGGGAUGCUGGGAAGGGGGGGAUGACCUCUCAGCCCCCACCCCCCUGACUCACACACACAUGCACAGGCACACACAGGAAUGAACAUGUGUACACACAAACACACGUGCUUUUUCUUCAGCUGUGUCCUGGGGCAGCCUGUGCUGGAACUUUGAUAUAAGUCUAUGUGUUGUGGGCAGAGGAGGCUAAACCUGAACAUGGACUCUGACUCCCAGCCCAAACAGAACUGCCUUCCAGAAGACUCUGAUAGGGAUAGUGGCUGUCUGCUCAGUUCACAUUCAUUGACCGGCUUAUGUUCAGAAAGCCCAGGGCCAUGGGGUGAUCUAAUGCUUAAAUGCCCCUGCUGAGACUCCCUGUGAUAUUCAUGAGUAUGAACUGACCAGGGGCUAGGGUCAUAAACUCCACGGCCCACGUUUUUCUUUGGCCCUGGAAACACACCUAGGACAGUGGUGAUGUGGCUUGGCAGUUAAUAGCUUCUGAGUGCCAAUGCACGGAGGCCAGUGCAGGGGACCAACAUCCCACUGCCAUUCCAGAGCCUUCCACUCUUCUGUCUUUGCACUGAAGAGUUUCUGCAGAGAGAUCCACAUCUCAGCAGGGUUAGCACUGGGCAAAACGUUGCCAGCCAUGACUGUCUAUGGUGUCCCUGACUGCUCCACUUAUCCAGAGAGACCUUGUCCCUGCCUCCCCUCUCAGAAUAUGCCUCCAGUUGCCCUGUUGACAGGACCCCUGAAGGAUUGGGUAUGCACUGAGGGGAGGGCACCCUAGACCCUAAGGAGUCCUCUGCAACACUGUUUUUCUUCCGAACUAAGCUCACAGACCCUUGGGUGCAAAGUUCUGCCCCAACCCCCCCGGGGGUGUGUCCAGCUUUCAGAGUCACCACGGUGUCACUAGGUGAUGGCUUACUCCCUAACCCACCUGGCAUUUAGAAAGAUGCCAGAUGGCCAGGCUGGCCAACCACAAAAGAGUUAUCCCCUUGUCAAACCAGUUGGGACCGUGUUACUCUUAGGAUACAGCCUAAGUGAGGUCAUUCAGUUCUCUGGAGCGUUAACGGUCAGUUGCUAACCCAGGAAGCAGAGUUAGAGGAAAGCUUAGAGCAGCCCUACAGGUAGGGCUGCUGCUCUCCUGGCACCGUCUGGAUGGAGUACACCUCUAUCCAGAGCAAAGACAACACCAUUACUGGGUAUUAUUAUUAUUAUUAUUAUUAUUAUUAUUAUUAUUAUUAUUAUUAUUAUUAUUUGAAUGUCCAGAGAGGUAUUCAGGGAAAAUGUAGUGGGGAUUUUAGCAUGGCCGUACACACGGUCUUCCCAAAAGGCUUACUGACUUUUGAAUGUGUACAUGGUAGAAGGAAAGAUGCAGAAAUCUUUCCCUGAACUUCCCUAGGGUGGAGAUAGGCACAUGUUCUGGGUAGAGGUCCCUGCCUGGCCAGGCCUGAGGGCUGUACUUCCUCUAACUAAAUCAGCAGCUGUACUUCAGGCUGCUGUGGUGGCCGAGCCUGACAGGCCUUCCCCAGCCAGGAAGAGUCCUGAGGAACUCCUCCCACAAAGGCCCAUGGCUUCCCUGCUGGCCUUGGUUCUAGGGCCCUUCUGACUGCCUGGGAACAGAAAUCCCAAACUCACCUACUCUCUGCUGCUAGUCAGCAGCCUUCGUUGUUCCCCAUCCCCUUGGCGCGCCCUGAGAUGGCCCUUCUCUUUACAUACGGAAGAAACCGGACAGAAUGUCCACAUUGCUUCCUUCAGGGAACAUUUGCAGAAGUCACUUGCUCAGAGUUAGGGGAGUGCCUCGCCUAAAAGGUCACAGCCUUCGGGGAUGGUUCUUACCCAGGCUCAGCAGCUUCCCCCGCUGUAGGGUGGUACUUCCGGUACUUCCGCUCUCCUGAAAGCCCGGACUCAGUCUUCAGGGAGCUGUAACCACACGUUUCCCCCACUUUGUUAGGACAACUGAAGUGACUCGAAUUGUUCCCAAAGUUGACAAUUUGACAUUAAUUACAGGGGGGAAUAAAACGCAAGCUAGACGGCUUAAAACAUCCCUUUCUGGAAAAAGCUGCGGUUUGCAAGCGAGUUCAUCCUGAGCCUGCGCAGUCCCCAUCUGAGCCCUGUAGACUUUGGGUUAGCAGGAAAGGAGAAAAUGAAAUGUGUCAGACCUUAGGUUUUUCUCUCAAAAGAGGCAUUGCUGAACCCCCAUCCCAGUCCACUCUCCUGACAGAAGAGCCCACCGCUAAUAAACUGGCUUUUCCAAAAUCCGGAUCACUUCAUUCCCCAGACCCCCUCGAAGCCCUGCCAGGUUUUUAAACUGCGAGCCUUUCCACCAGUAGAGAAACCAAACCACUCAAGGGUCAGUGUGAGGAGACGCUCCGAGUUUCUUUUUCUCCUGCUUAUGAACACGUCUUUGUACUUUUGGAAUGAGCAUCGUAGUGUGUUGCUUCGAUGAAUGGGAUCCCAGGUUCUCCCUGUGCACAGCCAGUGGGCAGAUGUCACCUUUGGUGACUUCUUCCUCCCUUGAGUUUGUUCCUCCCCAGCAGGUUGCUUUCUCCAGUUGCUUCCUGGUGUCUGUACAUAGUUCGUCUUUGUAUAGGAGUGAUUGUGGUGACCGUCGAUCCCGUGCCCUCCCGGGGUUCUAACUUAACAGACGACGGCUAUACGAGGAAGAUGCUGUACAUAGAAUAUAAAUUAAACUGGAUCUCUGUGGCCUAGGUUUUGUACAUACAGAAACUGCAUGGUGUUUAAAUUAUUGUUUCUCUCUGAUGAUGUAUGCAGUUUCUUUAAAAACAAACCAAACCAAAAAAAAAAAAAGUUUAAAAAAAAAAAAAAAAAA